This is a messenger RNA of Hibiscus syriacus, 1380 nucleotides long. RefSeq names its product biotin synthase, mitochondrial-like. Bases 174 to 1283 code for a protein of 369 amino acids. Gene Ontology annotation, molecular function: 2 iron, 2 sulfur cluster binding; biotin synthase activity. NCBI's taxonomy places the organism in Eukaryota, Viridiplantae, Streptophyta, Magnoliopsida, Malvales, Malvaceae. Gene Ontology annotation, biological process: biotin biosynthetic process. The record is from RefSeq and is a predicted model, not a curated record. Gene Ontology annotation, cellular component: mitochondrion. The transcript has 6 exons.
GGUAGAGGUUAGGUGGCCACUAUCAUCUCUAUUUCUCUUUCUCUCACUUUACUGAGCACUGCUAUGCUGUUUGGCUUAGCAGUGGUAGUGAGAUCUGACUUCUGAGCAGUGGGAACAAGAAGGAAACAAAACAGAGCCUUCAAUUUCAUUUCAUUUUCUUCCUCCCGAAGAAAAUGUUGUCAAUUCGAUCCCUUAACGUGGUGCUGAGAAGCUGCAGCUGCUACUAUUCUUCUUCCGCCCUAUCGGCCGCCGCUACAGAAGCCGAGAGAACUCUCCGGGAAGGUCCUAGAAACGACUGGACUCGCCAACAGAUCAACUCCAUCUACCAUUCUCCUCUUCUCGAUCUCCUUUUCCAUGGAGCUCAAGUUCACAGACAUGCUCAUAACUUCAGAGAGGUGCAACAGUGUACACUCCUCUCCAUCAAGACUGGUGGAUGUAGCGAGGAUUGCUCCUAUUGUCCUCAGUCCUCAAGGUACCAAACCGGCGUGAAGUCCCACAAACUCAUGACCAAGGAUGCCGUUUUGCAGGCUGCUAAACAGGCAAAAGAGGCUGGUAGUACACGCUUUUGCAUGGGCGCAGCUUGGAGAGACACAGUAGGAAGGAAAACUAACUUCAACCAAAUUCUUGAAUAUGUUAAAGAAAUUAGGGAUAUGGGGAUGGAAGUGUGUUGCACUUUGGGCAUGCUGGAGAAGCAGCAAGCACUUGAACUUAAGAAGGCUGGUCUAACAGCUUACAACCAUAAUCUUGAUACUUCAAAAGAAUAUUACCCCAACAUUAUUACAACAAGAACUUAUGAUGAGCGGCUGGAAACCCUUCAACAUGUCCGUGAAGCUGGAAUUAAUGUCUGUUCAGGGGGGAUUAUAGGGCUUGGAGAAGCAGAAGAGGACCGGGUUGGUUUACUUCACACUUUGGCAACACUUCCCACUCACCCAGAAAGUGUUCCCAUUAAUGCCUUGGUCGCAGUGGAAGGCACACCUCUUCAAGAUCAAAAGCCUGUGGAAAUAUGGGAGAUGAUUCGGAUGAUUGCCACUGCUCGUAUAGUCAUGCCGACAUCCAUGGUUAGGCUGUCGGCCGGGAGAGUUCGUUUCUCCAUGCCUGAGCAGGCAUUAUGCUUCCUUGCCGGAGCAAAUUCUAUAUUCACUGGUGAGAAGCUGUUGACAACUCCAAACAAUGAUUAUGAUGCUGAUCAAGACAUGUUCAAAAUCCUCGGACUGAUUCCGAAACCUCCCAGUUUUCCUGAGGAAGAAGCAAGCUGUGGUGAAGCUGUUUCAUCGUCAGGUUGAUUCAAAGAAGUUCCUUUUUAGUUGUAGCAUUGUUAAUUCACUGCAAAUUGCCUUUUCCGGUUAUUAUGUUUGUUAGUUAAUAAAAAUGGGAAUUAGC